Cantharellus anzutake is the source of this 2332-nucleotide messenger RNA. Its product is annotated as Sec1-like protein. The transcript is spliced from 13 exons. Gene Ontology annotation, cellular component: CORVET complex; fungal-type vacuole. The record is from RefSeq and is a predicted model, not a curated record. The coding region runs from base 50 to 2101 and encodes 683 amino acids. NCBI's taxonomy places the organism in Eukaryota, Fungi, Basidiomycota, Agaricomycetes, Cantharellales, Hydnaceae. Gene Ontology annotation, biological process: vesicle-mediated transport; intracellular protein transport.
UCGGCCAUCUAAGCGCCGUCAAACCAUUCAGCGCUUGUCCAGAGUUUUGAUGGCUACACCUGCCACUGCCACUCACUCCCAUGAGCAUCCAGAAGCCGGAAAAAAGUCUAAGCUGGAAAAUGAGGCACUGGGUCAAGGCAUCUUGGACCUCAGUAUGCUGAAGACGCUUGCACAGCGAGCCCUGGUUGACGCUCUGAAUGCUGUGAAUGGUGCGAAAACACUCGUACUCGAUCCCUCGCUUGCUGGGCCCCUCAGCCUCGUCACGGAGGUGUCACUUCUCAAGCAUCAUGGAGUUGAUAAAAUGUUCUGGCUAGAGCCAGGGCCUCUCAAUGCCUCCACUGCAAAUGUCGUGUACCUGUGUCGCCCCGAAAUUAAAUGGAUGAAGAUGAUAGCAGAUCAAAUAAAGCAAUCAAACGCUUCUUCCACCUCUCACUCAUACAACAUUGUCCUUGUUCCUCGUCGAACUGUUCUCUGCGACCGUAUUCUCGAAGAGGAAGGCGUUCUCGGCGAAGUCAACAUUAGUUCGUACAAACUGGAAUUCAUCCCACUCGAGGAUGACUUGAUCAGCCUGGAGCUGGACCGUGUGUGGAGAGAGAUUUACUUGGAUGGCGACGAGUCGUCCAUUUUUUAUGCUUCACAGUCUCUGAUGACGAUACAGCAAGCGUACGGCCUAUUUCCUCGGAUAUUAGGGAAAGGCGAUGGUGCAAAGAAACUGGUUGAACUUCUUGUUCGCUCAAAGCCAGCGCCUUCGUCCCGCACACCUGCGACCUUGACGAAUGUGUCGGAGGCGAUAGAUUCACUCAUCAUUAUAGACAGAAAUGUCGACCUCAUAACUCCCCUGCUAACGCAGCUCACCUACGAGGGACUCAUUGACGAGUUCUUCAGCAUCCAAAAUUCGCACGUCAAAGUCGAUGCCGCUCUCCUUGCGGCACAACAACCUGCUACCGCGUCCCCAGGCCCUUCAACCGCUCCGUCACUGCCUGGCGCAUCUGCUCAGGCCAAGAAGAAGCAUCACUUGAAGUCUUCAGAUCUACUCUUCGCUCAACUGAGGGACUCAAAUUUCGCGAUUGUUGGUGGGAAGCUUAGCAAGGAAGCCAGGAAGCUUGACACAGAGUACAAGAACCGGCAUAAUGCACAGACCGUAACUCAACUGCGGGAAUUUGUUAACAAGCUCGGGGGUCUUCAAAGUGAACAUCAAGCCUUGAGACUUCAUACUGGGCUUUCAGAGGAGAUCGCUGCUCGAACCAAGCAUGAACACUUCAACAAGAGCUUGGAAAUACAGCAGAACCUUCUGCAACGCUACGAUACGUCGGCGCAAGUUUCAGCUAUCGAAGGCCUCGUGUCUGAGCAAGCACCCAUGCAUAUCGUCACGAGAUUGCUUUGCCUGGCGAAUUUGACUAUUGGAGGCAUCAAGGUGAAGAUACUGGAAAACCUGAAACGAGAAAUUCUUCAGACAUAUGGAUACAGCUACCUUCCUAUGUUCCUCUCUCUAACCGCCACAGGCUUAAUCUCCCCAAUUCCAGCCCCGAAAACUGCCCCAGCUCCGUUACUCUACAACAACAUAAGAAAGGCUCUCCGACUGCUUUCCGAUACAGAUGAAUCAUCUCCGACGGACAUAUCCUUCGUCUACUCUGGAUAUGCACCUCUCAGCGUUCGCCUGGUCCAAUGUGUCGCCCACAAGACUGGUGUGCUCUCUUCUCCCGACGGGAAUACUCCCGCCCGCGAAGGUGAAGGCGCAGCGACGGAAACUCCCGUAAUUCCUUUCGCGCAGCCCAUCAACGGCUGGAAAGGGUUUGAAGAUGCGGUUAAAUCUAUACCAGGAGCGACAGUUGAUAGAUUUCAACACGGCGCAACACCGAGUAACGAAGUAGAUACUCAGACUACUUCCUUCAGUUCCGUACCAGCCUCUGGGAGACAGACAACAACAAUGGUUUUCUUCCUAGGAGGCUGCACAUUCACGGAAAUUGCUGCUUUGCGAUGGCUCAAUACUCAGAUGAAAGGGAGAAGGAUUGUGAUUGGAACGACGGGCAUCAUUAAUGGAUCCAAACUAUUGGAAAGCCUCAUUGAUGGACCUCUGGGGAACUUCGCGCCAGCGACUUAGAGGGAGUUAUUUUACGGUAGUUACAGCGAUCAUCAGAUUCUUGUGCUCCAUUGGUGGAUGUUAUUGUUAUGAAACAGCGGUGAUGUGGGUUGUGAUAUAAAGCGUUAGUGCGGCGUCGACAAAUGCAAGUUUUAAGGCGGCCGGUCAUCAGAUCGACUCGAAUUUUGAGUUUGAAGCCACAGGUGGGUAUCGACAGUAUUUAUCGGAUAUAAAUGUUACUGUCCAUGUCCC